UAGUUCCCUUGAAUCUUCCAGGAAUGUGAUCUCAAUCUCAAAGACACAGCUGCCCGCCUAACAUCAGAAGAUGGAGGCUAAACACGUUAUCGUCAUUCAGAGGAACCACAAGUUCCUGAAGGAGCUCCUUAUCGUGGAGCCUGUGCUGGACGCCUUGUUGCAGGACGGCGUCUUCACACAGGAAGACUAUGACAACUGUAGACAGGCCGGGCCAGGGAAGUGUGAGAUGCUGUUAGAAAUAUUGAAGAAGAAAGGCGUGGAGGGAUACAGGACACUGUGUGGGGUCCUUGAUUCCACGCAACCGUUCAUUAAAGAAAGACUUGAUGCAACAUCCUUGGAAGGAGGUAGUUCAGAUCUGGUCUAUGUGAACAAGUUCAAGCUGGAGGCUCGGUACUCAAAGGAACGUGCUGAAAUGAAGGAACAGAUGUCUGAACUGCAUUCUGUAAUGGAAAAACAAAAGGAACAACUCAAACAAAAGGACUUGGAGCACGCUGAACGGGAGGAAGUACUUAAACAGGAAAGAGAUGAACACGAAUCACAGACGGAAAAGCUGAGGGAAGAAGUUAAAGCUCUGAAGGUGGAACUGUCCAAAUCAAACGAUGACUUGCAGCACAGUCAAGCAGAAUGUAACACAUUGAAGAAGAGACUGCAAGAAGAAGAGGAAGCAUAUGAAGCUUUGUCAGGGAGUCCUCGGGAACAGACUCAGGUCAACGAAGACAUUACAGUGCAAACCCCAAAAACAGGUCCUAGUGACAGAACAUGCCAGUUUUCAAUUCAGUCUUGCUGCGAGGACACUCACCUUUGUCUUCUUCCAUGUCUUCACUCUGCCUGCAAGCCAUGCAUUGACCACCAUGCUGUCCAAACAAGCCAGAAGUGCCUCAGAUGUCCCUGUGGUCGUGAGUUCAACGUGGAACAGCUUCAAGUAGACCCUGUUGGUCGCAAUGAAGCUGCCUAUGCUGCCAUCGUUGAGGGGGAGAAGAAAUGUAACUACAUGGAAGACCAUGACGCAAAGGCUGAAGUAUACUGCCAUGAAUGUGAUUGUCUGCUCUGUACCGACUGUCAAAAACAUCAUGACCUACCGAAACGAAAUCGAGGUCACAGCAUGGAUGAGGUCAGUCAAGGAGAUGCUAUCCCCAUGAAGCAGUGGCUGAAAGAACCUAACUGCAAGGAUCACCCCAGCAAUGAACUACAACUGUAUGACCACACAUGUAAGAAGGCCAUCUGUAUUGUGUGUCUCCAUGGGGACCAUGGACAUCACAAGAAUCAAGAUUUAAAUCGUUCCCACGAGAACGCAAAGCUUCAGCUGGAGGAACAGCUGCAGAAGCAACGACUGAAACUAAAAGAUGUCAAAGACACAAUUGGAACUGUGAACAGUCACCAAGAGGAACUGGACAAUAAACAGAGAAAACUGGAAGAAGAGGUUACUGCCGUUUCCAAACGUGUUGCUGUGAAGUUCCUUCACCGACAGAGGAAACUCAGGGAGGAGAUCCAGAUGGCUCUGGACAAUACAAAUAAGGUCGUUCAGGAGAAGCUGGAUAGUUUACACGAUCUUCAGUCUUCCAUCAUAUCAACGAUAGACUACACCCAGAGAACGCUUGAAUCCACAAGACGAGAUGAGCUCAUUACUAUCACUGGUGCAAUACAGGAGAAGUGUGACGAAAAUCUCAAGAGGGAUCUUCCAGAAGAUGACACAAGAGAUACGAAUAUCCUCCUUUCCUUUCAGGGGCAGACAGCUCUAGAGGAACUCAUCGACACAUUUGGUGGUCUUGCCUCCAGUCUUGAGUUGGAUCAUAUUCCAGAUUCACAGCCUACUUUACAAGGGCUGCUUCAACAGAUAAACCUGCUGACAGAAGAAAACGUGCUGCAUGAAGGACGAUGGCGUCAGCUUCUCCACAUUAUACAUCACAUCGCGGGAAACAAGAUGUCCGACGCUGGUGAAGCUGAAUCAGAGAGGCUCCCACCUUCACAGAUGACAUCACAAGACGUUUAUGAAGCUGUCACCAAGCUCACAACUGGAGCAUGCAUCUUCGCAGACACAAUUCCACGUGUGAUCUUCUUGAAAGGGGAUUCUACCCCAGUGCACGCCAUCAGCGAGGACAACGAUGUGCAAUACAGCACCUGUCCUAAACUACAACUGUCCGCUGAUCGAGCCAACACAGACAGGUGCCACGUAACUACAGGCGGUGAGCUGGUGAACUCGCCGCCCGCCACACAACACAGACACAGCGGCAGGUUACGGAAAUAUCGGGGUACAUGUGCCUCCACCCCCAUCCCCCUUCCUCCAUCCCCCUCUACUGUCACCCCUGUCCCACACACACCACGAUACUGGGAGACCCACUCUAGGGUGGGUGUGGUGGGUGGAGGUGGUGGGGGUCUUGUCCUGGAGAUGGGUGUGGGAGAGGAGAGCCAGGUAGACAGUGAGUGGUGUAUGUUUGUCUACAGCGCCGCUCCUGGUGUGUCAGUGUAUGGAGCUGUGACACACACCAGGGGAGUCUCUGUACCAGGUGUGGCAGCAGGGGAAGGUGGGGAAGUGUUACAGUAACACAAUGUCUGACACACCCGGCACACAGGCCACCCUCCACUAUGGCGUUGUGCUGGAUGUGGGGAGGGGGAGACUCGCCUUCAUAGACCUCGACAGAGAGGUUGUUUUAGCCAAGGUGGAUGGUGAGUGGAGCGAGUCUCUUCUUCCCAUGUUUGGUGUUGGGUGGUCAGAUCUCUACACAGUCAACAUGAAGGUGAUAAGUGGGGCAGAUAUCACCAUGACUGACACCAAGAAGUCACUUAUUUAUGACGCCUUGAAUUAGACAAUAAAAUAAACAUGACAUUGUGUAAA
Molecule: messenger RNA, 2833 nt
Organism: Haliotis rubra (blacklip abalone)
Lineage: Eukaryota; Metazoa; Mollusca; Gastropoda; Lepetellida; Haliotidae
Exons: 12
Coding region: 71-2542 (823 amino acids)
Biological process (GO): regulation of apoptotic process
Molecular function (GO): zinc ion binding
Source: RefSeq, a predicted model, not a curated record